CCCCUCCCCGCUCCCGGCGCGGCCAGGCGGGGCUCGGCCAUGUCGGGCCCGCGGGCCGGCUUCUACCGGCAAGAGCUGAACAAGACGGUGUGGGAGGUGCCGCAGCGGCUGCAGGGCCUGCGCCCCGUGGGCUCGGGCGCCUACGGCUCGGUCUGUUCGGCCUACGACGCGCGGCUGCGGCAGAAGGUGGCGGUGAAGAAGCUGUCUCGCCCCUUCCAGUCGCUGAUCCACGCACGGAGGACGUACCGCGAGCUGAGGCUGCUCAAGCACCUGAAGCACGAGAAUGUUAUUGGGCUCCUGGAUGUCUUCACACCGGCCACGUGCAUCGAGGACUUCAGCGAAGUGUACUUAGUGACCACCCUGAUGGGCGCCGACUUGAACAAUAUCGUGAAGUGCCAGACUCUGAGCGACGAGCACGUCCAGUUCCUCGUGUACCAGCUGCUUCGUGGGCUGAAGUACAUCCACUCUGCCGGGAUCAUCCACCGGGACCUGAAGCCCAGCAACGUGGCGGUGAAUGAGGACUGCGAGCUCAGGAUCCUGGACUUUGGGCUGGCACGCCAGGCAGACGAGGAGAUGACCGGAUAUGUGGCCACACGCUGGUACCGGGCACCUGAGAUCAUGCUGAACUGGAUGCAUUACAACCAGACAGUGGACAUCUGGUCUGUGGGCUGCAUCAUGGCUGAACUGCUGCAGGGAAAGGCUCUCUUCCCCGGAACUGACUCUCACCUACCAGGAAGUCCUCAGCUUCAAGACCCCAGAGCCUCCGCAGCUGCCCGGCAGCCUGGAGAUCGAGCAAUGAGACACUACACAGGGCCACACUCCAGCCUGGGGGACCUGAGCUGCCCCUUCCUCCUAGCCUGGGAGCUCUUUCUGAGGGGACUCUACCUACGUGUGUGCACAAGCGUGUGCCUACCGUGUGUAACAGUCUGAGCAGAAGAUUCCCUGGGCCUCCUUGGUCCUCCCACCCAGCAACGAGGCUCUCUCCAUGAGACCUCACAGUGGGGGAACCUGGAUGCCCAAGAAAGAGGCCUCCCUGGGCCCGUGUCUUGUCCAUAUCUCUGCCUCAGAGGUUACCUGGGGUGGAGGGAGUCCAAAUGGACCAGAACGCUCAAGUGUCAAAGGGAAGGUAGUGGUUAGAGCUGCUCAGGUUGGAAAUGGGGGAGGGGAGGGGUUACCCUAGAAAGUACCAAGACCUGCCACAGGUCAGCCCACACAGGGCCUGUGCCCCACCAGGCUGGGCAAGAACCCUCUGACGGUGGCAGGGCAGGAACCACCACCAGAUGUCCAAUCAGAACAGCUGCCUAUAGCCUUGUGUUUGCCUGUGGUGCGCACGGGCACGUGUGCACUUCUGGCGUUCAUGUGCUGGGGCAUACACAGGCUUGUGUGAAUCUGUGGGAGUCCAGGGGCCAGUCUGGCAGGAGGCUUGAGCUGGCGUGGUUUCACUUUUGCCUCCACUACCCCCAGCUCCUGUUGCCCAAGGGAUGCUGAGUCUAGCUCUGCUGUACACCAAUCUAGAGCUCAGGGCUCCUGGGGCAUCUGCAUGAGAAGCGCCCAGGCUUCCUCCUUGGCCACAGGAGCUAUGGCAGCUUCUGAAGCCUGAGGACACAAUGCCGGCUGGGGGCUGGAGGAGCAGGGGGCCCAACCUCGAGGAUGCUAAGGCAGGCAGAGCAUGUGGAUGUGGACCUGGACACUCCUCCGGGACCUUGGCCAAGACCGGACAAACCCCUGACUGCUUGCUACCUCUGAUUACUGUUGUGGCCCUACAGCCAGAGAUCUGGGGUGCUCUGGUAUGUGGGCCAGCCCUUGUCUUCCCUUCUCCCAGAAAGAUGCUGACCAAGUGAUCUCGGGGACAGGACCCUGCUUGGAGACAUGUUGGGGGAGUGGCUCCUCUCUGGAGAGGGGGUGACCUCUUGCCUCCAGGGACCCGGGGAGGGCCAGAUGUCAAGUGCCUGCACCAGGGGUGCACAAUAAAGGGGGUUCCCUCUUGCUCA
Messenger RNA from Chinchilla lanigera (long-tailed chinchilla), 1991 nucleotides. It is a transcript of the gene Mapk11, whose product is annotated as mitogen-activated protein kinase 11. Gene Ontology annotation, molecular function: MAP kinase activity; ATP binding. The coding region runs from base 40 to 930 and encodes 296 amino acids. The transcript is spliced from 9 exons. Gene Ontology annotation, biological process: protein phosphorylation; intracellular signal transduction. Gene Ontology annotation, cellular component: nucleus; cytoplasm. The record is from RefSeq and is a predicted model, not a curated record. NCBI's taxonomy places the organism in Eukaryota, Metazoa, Chordata, Mammalia, Rodentia, Chinchillidae.